UGCAAAGUUGCUCUUAAUUUCCAGAUGUGACCAACAAUCCAAGGACGCGGUAUUUCCUGUCGAACUGACCCAGACGACAGUGUAGGGAUUUUUUCAUUUCUAAUUUUUCUCUCAUGAUCUUGAGGAUGGACGUGGUUUCCUCUUUUGCUGCCUUGUGCGACUGCAGCUGUCAGUGUCCAGGGCGUGCUCCUGUGUUUACCCUCAGCUCUCUGAGCAAACACGACGGACGUGAAGGAAGGCACACACACCCAGCAGUGUGACUGUGAUUCUUUUUUGAAUUAAAUAUUCUUUGGUGUUGUUUUUUCUUCUUCUCUUAUUUUUCCUCGCAUAUGGAUUUUUUACAGUUUUAUUUUCUAGCUGCACACUGUUAUUGGUCUCACAGUAUUUGGUGAACUUUAUCCUCUCCUUAUCAUGCUCACCGGUUAUCAGCUCCUGUUGUGAGUUUCCCAUGGAAUGAUGUGGCAGCUGUGGAUGCACUUUGACUGGCAUGUGUGAACCGUGCUGAGGGGUCACCAUGGAUCACAGAGGUCACCAGGGGCCCGACUCCGGCCGGCACUCCCACAGAACUAAAGGCAGAGAGGGCCGCUCCAGGUCUUCCCAGCAGGAAAGAGACCAGCACUACCCACCAGCGGACCCCAGAGAGGGGGACAGACACUGGGGUCAUCCCGAUCCCCGCUACAGGGCUCAUUUCACCAGCCCUCCUCCCAGAGCUGAGCAGUAUCCCUACAACGCUCAGCAGUACUCGUACGGUUACGGGCGACCGGAGCACCAAAGACCCCAGUCCAGGCACGGGUACGACUACUCCCCCCAUGGCCCCUGGGACUACAGAGACAGCUAUGGUUACUACGACUACUACAGAGGGCAGCAUGGACAUCCAGAUGGUGAUCAGUGGGGAGCUCAGGACGCAUGGAGAACAGACCGGUACCAUGAAAGAACACCCAAGCAGGAACAUGCAGGGAGCCUCUAUACAGGAGAGUACAGGUAUGACCAAGGGAGGGACGGCUCCCAGCAUUACCUCAAUGACUACGAGGAGAGUCCUUCCAGAGAAAACGAGGAGGUUUCCUCUUAUCAUCUUGGGGUAUUGGAACAUUCCAAAAACUCAGGGUUAUCUUCCAGCAGCUACGAGCUGAGUCAGUACAUGAACGGAGCCGAACACGCUGAUUCUGUCUCGCAGCCUGCUCACACGUCUGAUGGAGACUAUGGGCCUGCGCAUCAGAUGUCAGCUCCUCUCAAGUACUCCAUCCCUCAUGCUGUCGUCAGCUUCGGGCCGGCAGGUCAGCUGAUACGGGUCAAUCCAGGCUUGUCAACGCACGAGACCGUCAGCCAGCUGGAAGUCCACAGUCUGGAAGUCAUUCUGAGUGAGACACAGGAACAGCAGGAGAUGAGAAACUUCCCAGGGCCUCUCACCAGGGAAGAUUUGCACAAAGUCGAUGCUAUAGAGUUUGCCCACCAGAGGGCAGGAGGCUGCAUGAGAGACGACAAGCUGCAGGAUAAGAGCUCUGCUGCGCUCCUGUGGAAUCUGUUGAUACUGCUCUGCAGACAGAACGGACAAAUAGUUGGGUCAGAUAUUGCAGAGCUGCUGAUGCAGGGCUCAAACUCAGAUGGAAGCUGGGAGUCAGGCGAUCCCACACUCAUUGACUUCAAUGAGGAUGCGACCGCUGAAGCACCACCUCGCAAAGGAGACGACCUGCUCACAGGAAACUGGAGCAGCUUCAGCUCCGAGAACUCAGAGAAGGCCCUGCAGAGCUACACUCAGCUGCUGCUGGCUGGACGGAAGAAGGAGGCCCUGGAGGCGGCUAUGACCAGCGGCCUGUGGGGCCACGCACUUUUUCUGGCCAGCAAAAUGGACAACAGGUCCUACACCACCGUGCUGAACAGGUUUACAGGGCAGCUAACGGCCAGUGAUCCCCUCCAGACUCUCUUCCAGCUGCUGUCUGGGAGAAUCCCUUCUGUAGCCACGUGCUGUGGAAGUGAAAAAUGGGGAGACUGGAGGCCCCAUCUGGCUGUGAUGCUCUCCAAUGAGACGGGAGAUCCAGCCGUCCACCAGAAGGCCAUCGUCACCAUGGGAGAUACACUCGCCUCCAGAGGCCUAAUGCAUGCUGCCCAUGUGUGCUACCUGACAGCCAGUGUUCCCUUUGGGGUGUUUACGCAGAAGGCAGAGAGGCUGGUGCUUCUGGGCAACAGCCACAGGCAGUCGCUCCAACGCUUUGCCACAAACUCUGCCAUUCAGUGCACCGAGUUAUACGAGUACUGCCAGACACUUGUGGAUAAAAAGUUUUCAAUACCAACCUUUCAGGUGUAUAAGCUCCUGUAUGCCAGUCGGCUGCUGGACUGUGGGCUUUCCUCUCAGGCUUUCCAUUACUGCGAGCUGGUGGGACAGGCCAUCCUCAGGCAGAGGGAGCCUUUCUUUGUUCUGACUGAAGAGCUUGUAAAGCUUUCAGACAGACUGAGAUUCUCAGAGGGUCAGUUCAUUGAAGGAGGACUCGAACAAGAACCUGUCUGGCUAAAACACCUACGGGCUCGACACCACAGUUUACAGAUGGGAACUUACGACUAUACUGAAACAUCCCAGCCAGCUCCUGAGAAUAGUACCUAUGAGGACAGCAAAGUUUACACAGAAUCGGAUUCAGAUGAUCUAAGCCAUGACAAUAAGAGUGCUGAGCCUGAACUACUUUACUACACUGAGGACCAAGAAAGCCUUGCGCAUCAAACUGAGAUGUUGUGGGGCGCUGAAGAACAUCAGGACUGGCCACACGCCAGUUCUCCCUCGAUGCCAAUAACAGUGGUCUCUGCUCCUCUACCGCCUACUGUGGCCGCAAGCCAAAACUUCAGUUAUCAUAACACAGAUAGCACUGAAGUCAGAAGUGCCUCGCCACAUUGUUCUAUGAGUAGUCUGCCACCAGGAGCAGAGGGGGCCGAGUUGUCCUCAGGAGCAGGGACGAUGGGAGGUGUUCCUUAUCAAAAUAUGGAGGUCGACUUCAGUCAGCAUGGGCAAAACCAGCAGAGCGUCCCUCAAGGUUUAGAGGCCGAGCAGAGCAAGGAGCCGCCGAAACAGACCACGAAGACAGGAUGGUUCAGUGGUUGGUUCAAAUCAAAACCCAAAGACGUCCCAAAGGAGAAUUUGGAGCCAAGUGGCCAAGCUCAGACAGUGCCACCCACUGCUAGCCCUUGGCCUCCUCCGCCGCCUGCCGGUGUCCCUCCUGGUAUGUUUCCCUCCCAGCCUCCCUCUGCUGGAAUAAACCCCUUUUCAAGGAAACCAGGCCAGCAGCUGGGGUAGAAACCAUAUCGCUGCCUCUCUUCUCUGUCAGAGGAUCACUGAUGCCACUAAAACCUUUUACGGUGCCAAUAUGCCAAACGAUCGCUUUCCCUGAUCUUGGAAGUUCGAUCCAUACGGCUCCUGUGCCUGCAUUUCUUUUUUAGGAGUGCCCUUUCAAACACCUACAACUUGACCACCAUCAUGUUGCAUGUUGAAUACAGAAAUACUCCCGAUGGACUGGCGUACUGUAGCAACUCAUAUUGCAGUGACUGAAACAGCCGAGGUGUUCUUUCUGCAAGCUGACGGUGGGGAAAUCACCAGUAGACGCAGGACAUGCUUGAGGAAGGGGAUCAUUUAACUGUCUGAACCCAAAAAACCCACCACCAGCUUUUGUUUCAAAAAUCACCCACAUCAAACCAUUUAUCAAAAGGCAGAAAUUAUAAAAAAAAAAUAGAAAGACUCAUUGACUUUUCAGCUUUCUGAUGGUCCUUGAGCUACUCAUUAUUGACAUGCUGUUCUGUUGGGAGACCUAACCAAAGCUAAGUUUGUGAUAUGGCAUUAAAACCACUUUUCUUGUGUUAUGUCAAAAGUAACCAAAAAUCAGCUGACGUCACCAGAUUCUGUAAAAACAAACCAUUCUGCGUUUCUGGCGACAACUUUGAAGCCAUUACUGACUCCGCUGCAACCAAAAAUUACAUGAGAAAGACAAAUCAGGAUGUUGGGCUGAACUGCAGGAUGUGUUUACACAGAGCAGAGAGGAAACAAGGACGGAAACAAAUCAAAAAUGUAAAUAGUAAAGACAUCAAUAGUAUGUACAGUCACCUUUUUUUUUUCCAGUCUUGGUAACUGCUUGAAAAAAUGUUGUAUAUGUUGAGUCCAGUUUUUUCAAUUGCGGUAAAAUCAAUAAUAAAAAACAAAAUCUGAUGACUUAUGGUAUUAUAA
This is a messenger RNA of Stegastes partitus (bicolor damselfish), 4198 nucleotides long. RefSeq names its product SEC16 homolog B, endoplasmic reticulum export factor (gene sec16b). Lineage: Eukaryota; Metazoa; Chordata; Actinopteri; Pomacentridae. Gene Ontology annotation, biological process: Golgi organization. Bases 515 to 3277 code for a protein of 920 amino acids. The record is from RefSeq and is a predicted model, not a curated record. Gene Ontology annotation, cellular component: ER to Golgi transport vesicle membrane; endoplasmic reticulum exit site. The transcript is spliced from 25 exons.